This is a messenger RNA of Aspergillus glaucus CBS 516.65, 1907 nucleotides long. RefSeq names its product curved DNA-binding protein (42 kDa protein). The record is from RefSeq and is a predicted model, not a curated record. NCBI's taxonomy places the organism in Eukaryota, Fungi, Ascomycota, Eurotiomycetes, Eurotiales, Aspergillaceae. The coding region runs from base 248 to 1477 and encodes 409 amino acids. The transcript is spliced from 5 exons.
GGAGAAGUGGUAAAUAAAGAGCUCAAAGGUGGAUGACGGCGAUGACGUUAAGCCCUAGCGGUCUCUCACCCACCGAAAAAUCAAAAAUAAAUUCCAUAGGGAAAAACCCCGCUAAAACCACCACCGCCGAACGUGCCUCGACUCUUCCUCUCUCUUACUUCCUCUUUGGAACCCCGAUUUACUUAUCUACUUAUUUGAUAUUUAACGGUCACUCGCAUCGACGCGAGGAUCUCCUAUCUACUUCACAAUGGCUGAGAACACCCAGGCCACUCAGGCCCCCGAGGUUGACUACUCCCUCAACAACCCCGACACCUUGACCAAGUACAAGACCGCUGCUGCUAUCUCCCAGAAAGUCCUCGAGGCCGUCGCAGGAUGGUGUAAGGAGGGCGAGAAGAUCGUGGAGCUUUGCCAGAAGGGUGACCAGCUGCUCGAGGAGGAGAUCUCCAAGGUCUACAAGGGCAAGAAGAUCAGCAAGGGUGUCGGUCACCCGACUACCGUUUCUCCUAGCUCCUAUGUCACUCCCUACACCCCCUUGGUGUCCGAGAAGGAGGAAGCCGAGGUGACCCUCAAGGCCAACGAGGUCGUCAAGAUCCAGCUCGGUGCUCAGAUCGAUGGCUUCGGUACCAUUGUUUGCGACAUGGUCAUCGUUGGCGCUGGCGACGUCGUCACCGGUCGUGAGGCCGACCUGGUCCACGCUACCUACUACGCCAACGAACUGUUGCUGCGCCUUAUGGUCCCCCCCGGCCUCCUCGCCAGCGGUACCGAAGAGGAGAAGAAGAAGGCUGCCGCCGAGAAGGCCCCUACGCAAGCCCAUAUCUCCAGCCUUCUCGAGAAGGUCGCCAAGGCCUACGAGUGCAACGUGGUUGAGAACACCACCAGCUGGAUCUUCGACCGCAACGAGAUCGAGGGUGAGAAGAAGAUCAUCCUUUCCCCCGCCAACGGCGUCCGUGGCGAUGGUGUCCCUGCCGUCGGUGAAGUCUGGGGUGUCGAGGUCGGUCUCUCUCUGGGCUCCGGAAAGGUCAAAGACCUGCCCCUCCGCGCUACCCUGCACCGCCGUACCACCACCACCUACAUUCUCAAGCGUCCCAGCUCCCGCCAGACCCUGUCGGAGGUUGUCAAGAAGUUCGGUCAAUUCCCCUUCAGUUUGCGCCAGCUCGAGGACGAGAAGGCCGCCAAGGUUGGUGUGGUCGAGUGUGUCCGUAACGGUGUGUUGAGACAGUACGAGCCUGCCGGUGACUCCGAAAACGCUCCGGUCUCCCGUCUGUUGACCACUCUUGCCAUCACCAAGAACGGCAUCACCCGCCUGGCCGCACCCAACGCUCCGGACCUCUCCAAGUACCAGACCGACAAGAAGAUUGAGGAUGAGGAGAUCCUCAAGCUCCUGGAACGCCCCUUGGCCCGCUCCACCGGCAACAAGACCAACAAGAACAAGAAGAAGAAGGCCGCCAAGAAGGCCGACGGUGCCCAGGAAGAGUAAAUUUCUUCCCAUUGGGAAUAAUUUGCCUUCCACAUACCCACUCGCCCACAUAUACACGCACGCGUCUGCCAUUUGAAUCCAUGUGAAAAAGACGACGGCCGUUUAUUUUUGACUCCUUUUUUAUCACCAAAAUGGGAAGAGAAAGGAAGGAAGGCAACGGCAGACCUUGUCAAUGCUCCGGUACCAUAAAAGCGGUUUGCGAGGAAUCACCUGGAGCAGUUGCUACCGGGCAUUCAGGAAAUCGAGUAGAUAUUCAUCGGUACAAGGAAGCAAUGUGAGGUUUAUUACUUUUCUUUUCAUUUAUUUGUGUUAUUUCCUUGUGUCAUGGAGCAUUUGUUGGAAUUUUGUGUGCCGUAAUUAGUCACAGGCAAAACAGUGCUACGAGCCAAAAAUUCAUCAAAAAAAAAAAAAAAAAAAAAAAAAAAAAAAA